AGGAAGACAAGCCAAAGAUCUUCUGCUUUCUGCCUGCGUCGUCUAACUACAAAGCUUUCUUCUGCCAGGAGCCAGGUUUCUACCAGCGAAGCCUCUUUAAGCAAGUCAAAAUGAGUGCAGGAUCCAGGCGGAUUGUGUUUGCCCUGACAAUAGGCGUGUGCAUUGGACUCCUCCCAUCGUUACUUCAUCAUAUGAACGAAGAGGAGCAAGUGCAGAGGCAGCUUUGCAUCAACAAACAGGCUCUGUACAGCCGAGAAAAUAUACAAGCAGCUUCCCAAGUCCAGUCGCUCAGCUCGGCCAAAGAAGUGGCUGUUGCAUCCGGACCAAGGAAGAUCCUUCUUGACUGUGGUGCCAACGUAGCGUCGACUGUACAGCUCUUCCAAGAGACCUACCCCAACGGACACGAUUAUACCAUCCAUUCGUUUGAGAUCGACGACAGGCUCGCACCAUAUUUCAAACCAUACAAGAACCACAAUCUGCACUGCCCCGUUGGUGUUGCAGCAACAGAUGGUAACAUGACGGCGUACUCAGAGGCAGCGUGGGGUCCCAACAAGGGACUGAACAACGGUAAAGACAUGCAGUGGGGAGGAGGCUCUCUCUUCGUCAACAAACAGGAAAAAGAUGACGACAAAACAGGUGGAGUUCGUAAGCUGUCUUACCGGAAGCUCAUCCCAACAGUUGACCUCGCUAGGUGGAUAAAGGACUCCUUCACGAAAGAAGAUUACGUCAUCCUCAAACUGGAUGUUGAGGGCGCCGAGUAUGGAAUUCUGCGCAACAUGUUGGAUCAUGGGGCAUUUGACUUUAUUGACAAAUAUUACGGUGAAUACCACGAUUCACAGCCGACCGGUUGGUCCCAGGCAGACAAAAACAAGAUUCGAGCAGACAUCAAGACAGCAGGGUUCACCAUGAUUGAUUGGGUCGGAGAGCGCAGAACGUACACCGACUUCGAAGAGAUCCACACAGCCAAGGUACCAGCUGACACACCAGGUGCCGCAGGUGUGACCUACACAACAUGCGAGAGCAACAGGAUCGCCCUCGUGGUCGCCAUCGGCAUGAACCUGAAGCGCGCCCACAAAGUGGUGUCCACCCUCGCCGGGUACCGCCUCGCCCUCCCCGUCACGCUGUUCGUCUACGGCGACUUUGUCCAGCAGAACCCCGAGGUGGUCAAGAACUGGGGCACGAAAUUCCAGAUCGGGAUCAGGGAGGAUGGCCAUAAUCCCGUGGGUCAUUUAGAGAUGAUGCCCUGGGAGUGGGUCCGGAUGGGGCUGGUCAGCGCUAUCCUAAGGCUAGGGGAGAUCGGGAUCUCGACGGGGUACUAUAUGCCAUCUGUACAAGGCACCAUCGAUGCUAAGUUCAACACGGCGGCAAAAGCACGUGGGUUACGAGUCAUUAAGCCAGCCGUUGAAUUCCCAGCAAAGUCGGGUGCAGCUAGACUGACAGUGGAUAACUACUACAAGUUCCGAGACGUGGAACGAGUUCCCAAGGCCCUGAGGUUGAUCCACGAUGAGUUGGUCCGUAACAACGGAGGCAUCCUGAGCAUAGACUCGGACCUCCCAGAUACCUACAUGAACUCUGUCUUUCUCAUGGACUACCUGAUUGAAAACUCCGGCUUCAAGUUGGUAUACCUUAAUGAAUGCAUCGGCGGGACUUAGUCCAUUUUGUCUAAAGUUGUGUAGUUGUUUGUUUUAAAACCAGUUUAUACUUACUGCGAAUGCGCUACUAAUAAUAAUAAUACUGGGUUCUUAUAUAGCGCAAUACAGAUCCAAGACCCUAAUAGAGUUGCUUAAAGGCA
Messenger RNA from Asterias rubens (European starfish), 1792 nucleotides. RefSeq lists its product as uncharacterized. The record is from RefSeq and is a predicted model, not a curated record. Lineage: Eukaryota; Metazoa; Echinodermata; Asteroidea; Forcipulatida; Asteriidae. Bases 111 to 1652 code for a protein of 513 amino acids. The transcript is spliced from 8 exons.